GCCUUACACACCCAAACCCAAAGCUGCAUUCACAACUUCUCACCCCUUUUUCCAGCAAUCAGUCCCACCGAUCAAGAUGGCAAAGGACAAAAAGGCCAAAAGCGAGUCCAAAAAGGCCAAGCUGGCUGAGAAGAAGCAGAAGCAGGAGAAAAAGGCCGAGAAGAAGGCGAAAGUAAAGGCAUCCAAGAUGGAAGGCAGCGACGUCGAGGAUGUGGAUCUGGAUGCCGUGCUCGAGGAAUAUAAGAAGCAGCAGGAGCAGUUCCUCAAGAUUACCGAGACUGUUGCCGAUGGGCCGCCCCGGGCCAGGUCGGCGGCCACGUUCCUGGCGAACCCGUCCAACAGCAACCAGCUGCUGCUCUUUGGCGGCGAGUACUUCAACGGCUCACUGGCUACCUUCUUUAACGACCUAAUGAUCUACUACAUCGACCGCGAUGAGUGGCGCUGCGUGACCUCUCCCAACGCCCCGCUCCCGCGCAGCGGGCAUGCCUGGACACGGGGGGGCAACCAGGCCAACGCCGUCUACCUCUUUGGCGGCGAGUUCAGCUCGCCCAAGCAGGGCACCUUCUACCACUACAACGACUUCUGGAAGCUGGACCCCACCACGCGAGAAUGGACCCGCCUCGAGCCCAAGGGCAAGACCCCGCCGGCCCGGAGCGGCCACCGCAUGACCUACUUCAAGAACUACAUCAUCCUCUUUGGCGGCUUCCAGGACACGGCCAACCAGACAAAGUACCUGGCCGAUCUGUGGAUAUACGACACGACCAACUUUGUCUGGCACAGCCCCGUCCUGCCGCCCGCGCAGCUCAAGCCCGACGCCCGCUCUUCUUUUACCCUCCUCCCGCACGAGCAAGGCGCCGUUCUGUACGGCGGCUACUCGCGCGUCAAGACCACCGCCCCGACGAACAAGAACUCCUCUCGCCCGCAAGCCGCAUCGGGUGGAGGCGGGGGAGGACAAAGGAACGUGCUGCGCCCGCUGAUCCACACGGACUGCUUCUUCCUGCGCAUCACGCCGCCGCCGGCCGACGCGCCCUCCGGCACGCCGCCCACGGUGCGCUGGGAGCGCCGCAAGAAGCCUGCCAACGCGCCCAAUCCGCCCCGCGCGGGCGCCACCAUGGCGUUUCACAAGGGCCGCGGCAUCCUGUUUGGCGGGGUCCAUGAUGUGCAGGAGAGCGAGGAAGGGAUUGAGAGCGAGUUCUUCAACACGCUGUUCGCGUGGAAUGUCGAGAGGAAUCGCUUCUUCCCGCUGGUGCUGAGGAAGCCUAGGGCUGGGAAGGCCGGGGGUGGGAAAGGGGGGGAGAGGGGUCCUGUGGGUGGCCGCAGGGCGAGGGCGCAGGCGAAUGAAGAGGAGUUGUUGAGGCAGUUGGCUGCUUUGCGGGCGGGUGUUUCGGUGGAUGAGGUGGAUGGUAUGGAGGUGGAUGCGGAUUCGGGGGUCAAUAAUAAGGGGGAGGAGAAGGAGGACAACGGCGGCAAGGUGGUCAGGGACAUGCCCGUGAGCAUGGAGCUUCCGCAUCCGAGGUUCAAUGCCCUCCUGGCGGUGCAGGACGAUGUGUUGUACAUCUAUGGCGGCACGUUUGAGAAGGGCGAUCGCGAGUUUACGUUUGACGACAUGUACGCGAUUGACCUGGGCAAGCUGGAUGGGUGCAAGGAGGUGUUUAGCCGGCCGGUGGAGGACUGGAUUGCAUCUGACGAUGAGGAUGAAGACGAAGAGGAAGACGAGGAGGACUACGAGGACGAUGAGUACGACGAGGAAGGCGAUGUGGAGAUGGCAGAUGACGAGUCCAAGGAGCAGCCAUUUACACCGAGCAAGAGGAGGAAGAAGCAGCAGGGAGCUGAUGAAGUCUCUAAUGUUGAUACUGCUGACACUGCGAUAUCACCUGCUCCGGCAAAGGAGGAGGAGGAAACCGAGUCUGCUGCAGCACCGGUCGACGACGGGUUACCGCACCCGAGGCCAUUCGAAUCCCGCCGCGAUUUCUUCCAGCGCACGUCCAACGAGUGGCAGGAGAUCCUCAUGACCAGGCUCCGGUGGAAGGGCAUCCAGCCCGAGUCGCUUACCGUCAAGGAGAUCAAGGCCAAGGCGUUUGAGCUCAGCGAGGAGAAGUGGUGGGACUGCCGCGAGGAGAUUACGGCGCUCGAGGACGAGCAGGAGGCGGCGGGCAUCGGGGAGGUGGUUUCGCUUGCCGACAGGGGCGAGUCCGGGCACGGCGCCGGUGCUGGUGUUGGUAGUGGAGCUCGGAGGAGAUACCAACACUAUUCUCACCAAACAGUCAUGCCACUGGGAUUUGAGCGACUCAACGCCAAACGUUCGCAGCCGAAUGACCGCAUCGUCUUCAUCAAGCCGCUCAAAGGCCCGGACGAGGAGAUAGCACGAGAUUUCCUGGAGAGAAUUGCAGCGCAAUGUCUGCCAAUCAUGCGGGAACAUCAUCUCACGGUCAUGUCGCUCGAGGAAUACGAGCCGAAUGCCGAGUUUGUCGGCCGGAAUUUCAACGCUGGCGAGGUCAUCCAGCUGGUGCUCAAAGCGCGCGGCUCGGGCCACUGGCUACCCUUCAACUAUGUGCAGAUGGUCAUGAUGCAUGAGCUGGCCCAUUGCAAGCAAAUGAAUCACUCUCGGGCGUUUUGGGCGGUACGGAAUCAAUACGCAGAGCAAAUGAGGCAGCUGUGGGCCAAAGGCUUCACUGGCGAGAGUCUCUGGGGGCGUGGCGCUCUCCUCGCUACCGGUGAAUUCGAAAAGAAUACAAUCACAGCCGGCGAAGUGCUGCCAGAACAUCUUUGCGGCGGGACAUACCGAUCCCGAGGCAGAAAACGGAAGGCCAAGAAAACGCUCACCUACAAGGAACAGAAAGAGCGCCGGAUCCUCAAGAAGUUUGGAGCAAACGGCGUCACGCUGGGCGAAGAUGCCGAGGUAAAGAGGAAACUGGAAAAGGGCCGCAAGGUGGCAGCCAAACCACGAGUAGCGUCAAGCGCGCGAGGCCGGGAGCUAAGGGCGGCCGCCGCCUUGGCUCGAUUCGAACAGCAGAAAAAGGAGGAGACUGUUGAAGAGGAUGAGGGAUCCGAAACCGAGAGCGGGGAUGACUAUGAGGAGGACACCAAAUCCGAACCGGAUGCCGUCGACCUGGACGGGAAGAAGCUUCUGGACUCCAAAGGCAGGGGGAUGGUCAGAGUUUGCGAAGACGAGGACCUCGAGGAUCAAGACGCUCAGCAGGAGCUACGCGAGCUACAGAGUUUUGGGUCACACAAGCCCUCUGCUAAGCCGCCAGGCCAGAUUUUCGAGUUCAAUCGCAGCAAAGCGCCUAGUACACCGAACAGCACGGCAAACAAGCAAGAAAAGCUCUCCGACGGCAAGACGGCGAAUCCGAAGCCACCGAUAUCAAAUGGUCCGCCUCCUCCGCGGACCAGCUCUGAGGUCCCGCAAUCCUGCCCUGUAUGUUCGGUUGUUAAUGAGCCGCCUGCGGCUACUUGCGCCAUGUGCGCCAACGUCCUUGACCCGGACAAAAUACCCGACGCAUGGGUGUGCAGGAGCACGGCAUGUCAAGACAGCGGCUAUCGAAAUGCUGGAGACUGUGGCAUUUGUGGUAUAUGCGGACAACGGAGGUAACACCAGGUCGCGUUGUGGGAUUCCGGUUCCGCAACUUCGGGCAGAUUCUGUGGUCAAUUCGGUGAUCCUGAUAUCGUUAGAGUAUGUGUAUGCCACACGGCGAUGAAUAUGCCCGGGACUUGUGAGGAAGACGGGGCUGUUACUCCGUAUUUCUCAUUGAUAACCCAAGAUCUUGUUGGGUGAAUGGGUGAACAGUUUGCUCGCUAAAGCAUCGGCUAUAGUGUCCUCGACGAUCGACGUUCGGUUUUGAUAUUUGAAUGUUCCCACAGCGAGGAACCACUGGCUCUGGAGCUUCUGCAGCAUUUUGGUCUCCACCUCCUCGCUGUGAGGGUGCCCUCGGAGGAUACACGCCCGCUCUUGUGAAACGCACAACCAACCAUUGACGAAGAGCUGCCUGUCCCCAAGGCUUUCCCUUGUUUCUGUGACCAACCACCUUACCAAAAGCCCCUCGAGCGGUUUUGCUGCAACCAGGACAGCAAACCAUGGCAUUUGC
Canariomyces notabilis is the source of this 4085-nucleotide messenger RNA. Its product is annotated as WLM-domain-containing protein. NCBI's taxonomy places the organism in Eukaryota, Fungi, Ascomycota, Sordariomycetes, Sordariales, Chaetomiaceae. The record is from RefSeq and is a predicted model, not a curated record. Gene Ontology annotation, molecular function: protein binding. The coding region runs from base 77 to 3592 and encodes 1171 amino acids. The transcript has 6 exons.